AUGGGCAUGAGCUUUAAGGAAGGGCAGGAGUUCAAGAUCUGUGUCAAGCCCAAAGAUGACUGCGACAGAUUCAGCAUCAAUAUCGGCCACGACUCGGACAACAUCGCGCUGCACUUCAACCCGCGCUUUGACCAGAGUGCCAUCGUCUGCAACUCCAUGUCGGGAGGCUCCUGGGGCGACGAGCACCGCGACGACAACUUCUGCUUCUCCCGCGGCGAGGAGAGCAAGUUCUACAUCAACUUCAACAACGAAGAGUUCAUCAUCAAGUUGCCCAACGGCUCCGCAAUUACUUUCCCCAACCGGCUGGCCGACGUCAAGUACAAUUACUUUGAGGUCGCUGGCGAGGCCAAGAUCAUCGGCAUGAAGAUCAAGUAG
Molecule: messenger RNA, 375 nt
Organism: Syngnathus typhle (broad-nosed pipefish)
Lineage: Eukaryota; Metazoa; Chordata; Actinopteri; Syngnathiformes; Syngnathidae
Gene: lgals2b
Product: lectin, galactoside-binding, soluble, 2b
Exons: 3
Coding region: 1-375 (124 amino acids)
Molecular function (GO): galactoside binding; carbohydrate binding; laminin binding
Source: RefSeq, a predicted model, not a curated record